CGAGCUUUUUUGACCUGCCGCCACUCGGCCAAUAAGUAGGACUGACAGAUGAGGAAUUAAAUUCUUUGAUGGUCAAAUUCUAUGAUGGUCAAAUUCUACUACUACUAAUACUACUACUACGCCGAGCUUUUUGGAACCACGAUGAGCUUGCGGGCAUCGUCAAGAGUUGAACAGCACUACAACUAUGGAUCAGCCAACACACGUUAUCGAUCCAGAGGGCGAAGUGAUCUUAAUACUGCGAAACGCCAAUCUUCCUUUUGCAGACUGGUUCUACGGAGCUUUUUCUAAGCUGAAGCUUGAUGUCCAGGACAAGAGUCAGGAAACUCUGAAAGAAAAGAGCUUCUGUAUCCAGGCGUCCGCAAAGCAUUUAGUACUCGCCUCUCCUGUUUUCAAACAGAUCCUCACUGGGGGUUGGAAAGAGAGUGUCACUUAUCUUCAGAAAGGCUCUGUCGAAAUUACCACCGAGGGUUGGGACAUUGAAGCACUUCUAAUCUUGCUCAGAAUUAUGCACUGUCAAACCCAUCACGUACCCCGAAAAUUAACUCUUGAAAUGUUUGCUAAAGUCACUGUCCUAGCAGACUAUUAUGGAUGCAAGGAAACUAUAGGAUUCUUUGCAGAUACGUGGAUCGAGUCCUUAAAGGAAGUGCCUCCCGCGACUUAUUGUCGAGACUUGAUCUUAUGGUUAUGGAUUUCGUAUUACAUGAGGCUCCCUGAUGAAUUCCAAAAAGUUUCCUCGAUAGCAAUAUCGCAGGGAAAUGGUUUGAUUGAUAAUCUCGGGCUUCCGAUCCCUCACAAAGUUCUCGAAAAAAUCGAUAGCAACAGACAGCAAGCCAUCAACAAUAUUAUCAUACUGCUUCAAGAGAAACGCGAGGCCCUUCUCAGCGGCAGUCAAAGCUGUUCUUUUGAGUGCAGUUCAAUCAUGUAUGGAGCUCUCACAAAGCAAAUGCAGUCAAACGGUCUACUUUCACCGGUCCCAGUGGCUCCUUUUCUCAAUUUGAAUUACGAAGGACUUGUGUGGAAGUUGCGAUCCUUCAAAUCACCAGAAUGGUAUUCUCCAGGCUCGGAUUAUCCCUAUCGCAAACCCACUCUGCACUCCUGUCCGCAGUCCACGUUUAAAUCCCUAUUUGGCACGUUGAACAAUACUGUUGGAGGUCUUAAUCUGGAUGAUUUCUAAAGACAUGAAGUAUCCAGUUUCUAUAUCCUAGGAAAGCUCACUGUGUCAUUGAAAGGCCGAUGUCUUUACCGGCCUUUUCCUACCGAGUGGAUAUUAGUUCGUGUUUGCGAUGCCUGUGUUGUGAAAUUUUCCUUACGGAGACCUCAGUUGUUGUAUCUUUGACCUAAGGGAAUGUUCAAUAAGCUCAGCAGAUAUCAAGCCUACAUCAAAUAUACAUUUUCCAACAUUUCCGCUCUCGGGAG
Messenger RNA from Paecilomyces variotii, 1416 nucleotides. RefSeq lists its product as hypothetical. The coding region runs from base 185 to 1174 and encodes 329 amino acids. The record is from RefSeq and is a predicted model, not a curated record. The transcript is spliced from 3 exons. NCBI's taxonomy places the organism in Eukaryota, Fungi, Ascomycota, Eurotiomycetes, Eurotiales, Thermoascaceae.